AUGAGCACAGGCGGGAUAGCUCUACUCAUCGCGAAUCAGCCGAACACAUUCACCGGCCUCAACCAAAUCGGACUCGCCGUCUACAUCAUCAAUCUCGCUCUCUUCGCUCUCGUCACCUCUCUGAUGGUUGCGCGAUUCGUCCUUCAUCACAACUUCCUCGAGUCUCUUGCACAUGAACGUGAAGGGCUUUUCUUUCCCACAUUCUGGCUAUCAAUCGCAACCAUGAUCACUGGUCUUGACAAAUACUUUGGCGACGACCCAGAACCUUCAUUUUCCACGACCAUGUGCGUUCUUUUCUGGAUAUACUGCGUCUGCACAUUUACUGUUGCCGCUCUUCAAUACUCUUACGUCUUUACCUCGAUCAGCUACCGGCUCCAGACAAUGAUGCCGUCAUGGGUUCUGCCCGCUUUCCCAAUUAUGCUGAGUGGGACAAUCGCCUCUGUCAUCGCCGCCCGUCAACCUUCCGCGACAUGUAUUCCCAUUGUCGUGGCGGGUAUGACCUUCCAAGGGUUAGGCUUCUGCAUCAGCUUCAUGAUGUACUCACAUUAUAUUGGCCGCUUGAUGGAGUCUGGACUCCCUCAUCGCGAACACCGGCCUGGCAUGUUCAUUUGCGUCGGCCCACCCGCCUUCACGGCCUUAGCCCUCAUCGGCAUGGCCCGUGGACUGCCCGACUCGUUCAGCGUGAUGGGUCGACCUGAUGACUCGGCCGAUCGAGAAGUGCUCGAGAUCUUGGCCCUUUCAGCCGGCGCAUUUCUAUGGGCGCUGAGUCUAUGGUUCUUCUGCAUUGCACUCAUUGCCGUGGUGCGAGCUCCGCCAAAAUCCUUCCACUUGAGUUGGUGGGCGAUGGUAUUUCCCAACACUGGGUUCACCCUGGCGACUAUCACCCUAGCCAAUUCAUUUGAUAGCAAGGCGCUGAAGGGUGUGGGCUCAGCCAUGUCUAUAUGUGUUAUUGCCAUGUGGCUGUUUGUCUUUGUCAACCAUGUGUUGGCAGUGGUUCGGCGUGAUAUUAUGUUCCCCGGAAAGGACGAGGACGUAAGCGACUAA
Molecule: messenger RNA, 1044 nt
Organism: Penicillium diatomitis
Lineage: Eukaryota; Fungi; Ascomycota; Eurotiomycetes; Eurotiales; Aspergillaceae
Product: tellurite-resistance/dicarboxylate transporter family protein
Exons: 1
Coding region: 1-1044 (347 amino acids)
Biological process (GO): malate transmembrane transport
Cellular component (GO): membrane
Molecular function (GO): malate transmembrane transporter activity
Source: RefSeq, a predicted model, not a curated record